Molecule: messenger RNA, 1272 nt
Organism: Eleginops maclovinus (Patagonian blennie)
Lineage: Eukaryota; Metazoa; Chordata; Actinopteri; Perciformes; Eleginopidae
Gene: guca1b
Product: guanylate cyclase activator 1B
Exons: 4
Coding region: 63-647 (194 amino acids)
Biological process (GO): visual perception
Cellular component (GO): cone photoreceptor outer segment; photoreceptor inner segment
Molecular function (GO): calcium ion binding; calcium sensitive guanylate cyclase activator activity
Source: RefSeq, a predicted model, not a curated record
UCCAUCGGGGAGUGACAAUCCGACGGUUUCAGGACUAUGGUUUGCUGAUAUAUAGGCCAGCCAUGGGGCAAACUCAGCAAAGAGAGAACUCCAAGGAUGUUGAUGUCCUAAUAAUUCAGGACAUGUAUAAAAAGUUUGUUUUGGAGUGCCCAAGUGGACUACUUUUUCUGCAUGAGUUCAAGCGUUUCUUUGGUGUGGCAUCAACAGGAGAAGCGUCCGAUUAUGCGGAGAGUAUGUUUCGAGCUUUUGACAGAAAUGGGGACAACACAAUUGAUUUCCUUGAGUUUGUGGCAGCACUGAACCUUGUUUUCCGGGGAGAACUGGAGCCUAAACUUCGCUGGUCAUUCAAGGUUUACGACAGAGACUGCAAUGGCUAUGUGGACAGGGAUGAACUAAAAGCCAUUAUUAAUAGCAUCUAUAAGAUAAAGAAAGGCACAAAGAAGGAUGAGGAUGAUUCUAAGCUAACAGUAGAUGAGGCUGUGGAUCGAUUAUUACGAGCCGUGGAUACCGACAACGAUGGUCAUAUUAACAUGGAAGAGUUUAUUAGAGGUGCACAGCAGGACCCCUGGGUGCUCAACAUGCUGCAGUUAGACAUGAACUCUGCAGGAUGGGUGCUGGAGCAGCGAAGAAAGAGCGCACAGUUCUGAAAUGUCGGAGCACAAAACUGUUGGCCUAAACCAUGUGGACUUAUUCAUAGAUAACAUCCAGGGUUUGACCGAGAUACAUAACAUAUAACAAAUGCACAUUUACAAGUGAAACUGGGACUCCCUUUGGAUAGAAUGUCAGCUCAUGCAGUUUAAUAAUCACACAAUGAAAGAAGUUGUUCAGAACUGGCCACCAUUUGGCUUUUAUUAGGAAAAAAAUGCAAAAGAACACUACUUCUAACUUUACCCUCUCAUGUCUCUAUUACACAAAUGAUAAUAGACAGUCAUGUAUUUUCUUUAAAUACUAUUUAAACAAUUUUAUCUAUUUUAAUAUGGAAGUGCAGCACAUGUACAGUAUACAUACAGUGUAUUGCUAACCCUUGUCCAGCCUUAUUGUUAUAAAUUGUAAAUAUGCAAAAAGAAUAUUAUUAUAUUGACUACGUUUUUCUAUUGUUGUCCUGUUGUGUUUUUCAUUUUUGCUUUGUUUUUAAGCAAAUGAGGACAUUCAUAUAAUUGUUGAGCAUUCUGAAUUCAAAUCCAUACUGUACACUGGAUAUACAUUCAAUAUGCACAAUUAUGAUGCAAGUGUAAAUGUAUAUUGUUUUACUUGAUUACUUUACUGUUGUUA